GAAACUCCCACACCGAGACAAUCCAAUCCGAUGAAAGCUCUCCUCAACCCCGAACCUUCCUUCUCCAUCUCCUCGCUUCAGAUCAAGAGGUCUACCUACUCCGACGCCCUGCCUCCCUCAUGCCUCCGGUUCCCUUUAACCAAUUUCAACGGCCGUUCGUGGCGGCGGAAGCUGCUCCGCCCUCACGGUGGUGGUUUGAAGAUAAAAGCAGUGUUGGACUCUGCAAUGAUGGAACAGUUUGGGCUCAAGGAGUCUGAUAUCAAGAAUCCAGCUCUCUCUUCCACUUACCGUAGAUCGGAGAUUCCCAAAGCUAACCCUACCGUUCUUGACGCUCAAGCUAGGGUUUGCACCGGACCUACUCAGACAAGACCUCUCAGUGAAGAACAGGCUUUCAAGGUGUUUGAUACUAUACUCAGAUCAGCUAGAGGGGAACUAAAAGGAGAAGAACCUGUGUCAAAGGCCCAGCUUGGUGCAUUCUUUGCUGGGAUGACAAUCCGUGCAAACGCAUUUCCUGAGGAGACUCAAUGGAGCGAAGGCGAAAAGCGAGCAAUGGAUGUGUUCUGGCCACUUCUUGUUCGGGCGCUACCUCCUGAUGUGCUCUUCAUUGCAGACCCUGAAGGAUCCCUUUUGGGAACUGGCAACUCUGUUGGGCCAAGUUUUGUCGGCAAUGAAGCUAAGGAGAUGAGGUUGGUUGGUGCGUUGAGAGAGGUUUUGGCUGGAGGUCAUCUUGGGUAUGAAGAGGUCAAGGGUGUUUUAAGAGACGUUCUGCCGCUUGGAAGUGAAGAUGGGGGGUUAGCCUCUGGAGUGAGUGAGUCGUUGCUUUCUGCGUUUUUGAUUGGUCAGCGUAUGAAUAGAGAGACGGAUCGUGAGCUUAAAGCUUACUGCCUUGCGUUUGAUGACGAGCUUGGGGGUGCUCCUGUUGCUGAUGUCAAGUCGUUAACUCAUUAUGGGGAGCCUUAUGAUGGAAACACUCGGUUCUUUCGGAGCACGCUGUUUGUGGCUACUGUUAGAGCUUGCUAUGGUGAAUCAUCACUGCUCCAUGGCGUUGAAUGGAUGCCUCCAAAAGGGGGUGUGACUGAGGAGCAAAUGCUGAAGUUUAUGGGAGCAAAUACAAGCUUGUCUGUUCACCAGGCAAAAGAACUCAUCGAGGAUGAGAAGGCUGGAUUUGCAUAUCUGAGUCUACGGGAAGCUCGACCAUCUUUAUAUUCGCUAGUGGGAAUGAGGGAGCAUAUAAAGAAGCGUCCUCCUCUGGCAACAACGGAGAAAGUUCAGCAGUUUGUGAGGGCGACAGGGAAGGAAUCAAUAGUGGCGGGGUUUUACCAUGAAGGCUACGAAGAGCCUCUCCUAAUGCUUAUGAGAAGAAGAGGUGUCCAUUCUGGUUUGGUCGUUAAGGGAGAAGAAGGGGCACUCUCAAUGACAACACGUGUGCGAGCUGCAACUGCAUCAAAAGGGUUUCCAGUUAACUACUGUUCUGGUUUCCGUUCUUUGAGUUCAGAAACCGCUCUAGAAGCUGACGGGGUGUCACGUCAGAGUUUCAACCUUGAGGUGGAUGCAAGAAACUAUGGGUUUGAGCCAACAGAGACUCCAAGAACUGAUCGUUCGGUGUCCAAGAACAUAGAGCUGGGUUUGGCAGCACUUCGUGGUGAGAAAGGAGCUGCUUAUGAUAGAAUCGUGCUAAAUGCUGGGAUUGUAGAUCAUUUAUUGGGAUCUGAAGGUGCAGAGGAUGUGGCUGUGGCUAUGGAGAGAGCAAAGGAAGCUAUUGACAGUGGGAAGGCUCUAAAGAAGCUUUUGAAUUACAUUGAGUUCUCACGCAAGAUGAAAUAGUUCCAACAACAGUCUGGAGUCUUGACAUACACGGAAUAGAGAAUUGCAUACACCUUUUCCUUGAAUCUUUUUUUUUGUGGACAAAUUAAACUCUCUAAGUCUGGAGUGUUGCAAACUGAGUGUUGUUUUUCUUACAGAGUGGACACAUAAGAUAAAAAUGCUUGUGGGGGCUUUUCUGUGGAUAGUUGGUGAAUGCUAUGUACAGAAUCUGGAGGAGAAAUGUUUAUUUCUCAUGUGUGUGUGUUUUUGUUUAGUGAUUCACAAGAAUUCAGCUCAUAUAGGUGUGCCAGCACAACAUAUAGCAAGAUGAGCUUCCCUGUAUCAGUUCCAAGAAAAUAAUCCUUUUUUUUUGUGUUUCAUUGGUCUAUGAAAUUGCUUUGUGGGUG
This is a messenger RNA of Brassica rapa (field mustard), 2210 nucleotides long. RefSeq names its product anthranilate phosphoribosyltransferase. Lineage: Eukaryota; Viridiplantae; Streptophyta; Magnoliopsida; Brassicales; Brassicaceae. The record is from RefSeq and is a predicted model, not a curated record. Gene Ontology annotation, molecular function: GMP synthase activity. Gene Ontology annotation, biological process: GMP biosynthetic process. Gene Ontology annotation, cellular component: cytosol.